Molecule: messenger RNA, 4026 nt
Organism: Peniophora sp. CBMAI 1063
Lineage: Eukaryota; Fungi; Basidiomycota; Agaricomycetes; Russulales; Peniophoraceae
Source: the annotation of a GenBank genome assembly
AUGAGUUCGUUCGAACUUCGGGAUGAGCUCGAGGAGAUCAAGAGUAUCAAGAAGUACAAGAUCAACAACGAACACGAUGUCUCGUCUAUGGACCAGCAUGAGGUCGACGACAUCCUUAGCCGUGCCGUUGACGCUAUCUCUCAAGACUUCGCGAACGUCACGGACGACGAGACUCUGGAUAUUUACCGCAGUGUUCUCAAGGGAAUCAUGACCAGCCCGCAGAAUAUCCCUCCAGUCUUCAUGACCAAGAUCCUGGAUUCGCUCGCGUCCGCCUUUACCGCCGCCGUCGAGGACACGACCAGAUACGUCGACAACUUUGGACCGGAAGAGUUGCGAGAACGGCGCCAAAUCCUCGAAACAUAUGCUUUCCUGCUCCACUGGUUCGUGAUGGGAGCGGACAAGUACAAGGGUGUCGCCGGUGCUGCCGACGGCGUGUCCGUUGUGCCCAAGCCGCGGAGAGGAAGGGGCGGGAAGGCGGCUGCGGCUGGGCGCGCGAAGAAGGGCGCGGAGUGGUCGUGGGUCGAGCAGAUCGAGCCGACGCUUGAACUCAUCGUCAAGGCGCUCAAGAUUCGCUCGCAGAGGAUAUGGACGACGACUGCAGACCGCGAGACGUUCCUUGAUCCGCUCAUGAGCCCAGUCUACCGCGUGAUGGAGAACGAGGCGUACAUGAAGUUCGAGACCAUCCGCGCCAACAUCUUCCAGGCCAUCUGCCUCGCCGUCAAACACCACAACCACAGCAAAGCCGCCCAAGCCAAGUUCAAGCAGCUGCUCGGAUACUCGGAAGGCCCCGCAGACUACAUCGCCGACUUGCUCGCUGUGCUUGUCAACGAAUACGAGCAAAUCGCGAUCGGCGAGGAGUUCCUGCGCAUGGUGGCUAAGUCCUACCAGAUGCGCAACGCCAUCGUUGAAAUAUUCGGACUUCUGAUCCGCGACCAGCUCCAAACCGCCGUCGACUUCAAAGAAGUCACGCCCACAGUCGACCCUCUCUACACCGCCCUCCUCCAACGCACGCGCGACAUAUCCUCCUACGUCCGCUCCCGCGCCUUCCAAGUCAUCGCCAAAGUCAUCGACGUGCCCCAGAACGGCGCCUUCCGCAACCAGCGCAUAAAGAUGGCGCUCAAAGCCAACGCCGCGUUGAUGGAUAAGACGGCGACAGUUCGGAAGUACGCGCUUAUAUGCCUGCAAAAGCUUAUUCAGACACAUACGUUCGCGACGGUUAAGGACGGGAAGGAGUUCACGGAUUUGCCGAAGGAGGCGUUUGCGGAGCAAUAUGAGCAGUUUUGCGCGGACGAGAAGCAGCAUAAGGCUGCGCUUAAGGCUCUCGCUGCGCCCAACGAACCCCCUCAAGGUGCACCGCCCAAGGAGAAUGAGGCGGAGGCAAGUCAGACGCCCAAGAAGAAGAAGAAGUCGAGGAAAUCACGCGCCGAAGACGAUGAGAGCAUGGAGGUUGACGGUGAGGGCGCCGAGGGCGAGGAAGCGGAGGACGAGGAAGACGUCGACGACGCCGCCGAUAGUAUCGUGUCUGCCGACGGCGAACCCAAGCCUAAGGCCGAGGAGGAGCCCGAAGUGGACAUCAGCACGCUCGACCUUUCCGGCCUGAACGACGCGCAGCAAGUCCGAGCGAACCACGAGAUCGAGAAGAUCGAGAUUGCGCAGAAGUACAAGAAGUACUACGGCGAGGCGUUGCAGUUUAUCGGUGUCGUCGAGUAUGCGAUGGAGACGGCCUGCGAUCUACUUGGUAGCAAGAACAAGGCCGAGGUUCUUGAAGCCAUCGAACUGUUCCGCGUGGCGUACAUGUAUAAGAUGUCCACGGCCGAGAUCGGAAUGCGCAGGAUGAUCCAUCUUAUCUGGCAGAAGGACAACAACGCUCCGCCCACGACUACGGGCGAAGAGGUCGUCUCGACCAAGGGCGUUCGCGCACGGCUCAUCGACACGUACGACUCAAUAUACUUGACGCCGCAGCAACAAGUGGAGCCGCAUAGGCGUGCGAAGGAGGUCGCGAAGCAGUUGAUCGUAUUGACGUAUAGCAUGUCGCUCGCCGAGCUGACCUCGCUUGAAGAGCUUCUGCGCCAGAUGACUGACGAGGGCAAGGUGGAGAGCGAAGUCAUCGAGACGCUUUGGCUAGUCUACGAGGAUAAACGCCCUCUUCCUGCCGUACAGCGCCGCGGCGCUAUCAUCCUCCUUGGCAUGUUCGCGCUGUCCAAGCCGUCCAUCGUCCGCGAUAAGCAGUCUAUUCUGCUCGAGAUUGGUCUCGGCAAGCAUGGCAAGGCCGACCUCCAACUGGCGAAGUACACUUGCAUCGCCCUCCAGCGCAUGACCGGCUUCAAGAAGAAAGUCAAGGGUUCGCUCGAAGAUAAUCGCCAGCGCUACGCCAUGUCCAACCCCGUCUUCCGCCGCCUCAUCGACGUCAUCGAGACGCCAACGCACGACCGCGCGUGGUUCGCGUUCGCAGAGCAAGCUAUCAACGCUGUGUAUGCUCUCGCGGAGAAGCCGGAGGUCGUGGUGGAGAGGGUUAUCAGGGAUCUUACAAGGAGAGCGUUCACGAGCGCGCCUGCGGCCGAUCUCGGCGGGUCUGCGCCGCCGCCUCAGCCUGAACAAGAGAAGCCGCAGGAAGAGAAGGAUCCGGACGCGAUGGAGACUGACGACGAGGGCACACCUACGCCGACGGGCGAAGACAGGGCCGCGACGCCCCAACCGCAAGCCGCACCCGGUCCAUCACAGCCCAGCGCAAUCCCAGGCGGAGACGCGGGCGAUGCCUUCGGCCUCAGCCAGAUGUUCUUUGUCGUCGGCCACGUCGCGAUGAAACACAUCGUCCACCUCGAGCUCAUCGAGCGCGAGAUGAAGCGCAAGAAGCAGGAGCAGGAGAUGGCGGCGAAGCAGGGCGCCAGCCAGGCUGAGAAGGAGGACGAGAUUGAGCAGGUUGCGGGGAAUGCGGAGGAUGACAUUGGGGAGCAUAUUAAGGUGGUUAGGGAGGAGGAAUUGCUGUUUGGGGACAGGAGCUUGUUGAGGGUGUAUGGGCCUUUGCUGGUGUAUGUCUGUGGGUCACCGCAGAUCUACAAGGACGCGACACUGCGUGCGGCCGCCACGCUCUCCUUCGCCAAGUUCCUCUGCAUCUCCGGCAAGUUCUGCGAACAGCACCACAUGCUCCUCUUCAAAAUUCUCGAAACAUCCCGCGACCCCAACAUCCGCGCGAACAUCGUCAUCGGCAUCGGCGACCUGGCCGUAUCCUUCGCCACCAUCAUUGACGAGCGCCUCAACGCCCUCUACAUGGGGUUGAGCGCCGACGACCUGAUCGUGAAGAAGAACACGCUGAUGGUGCUCACCCAUUUGAUCUUGAACGGGAUGAUCAAGGUCAAGGGUCAGCUGGCUGAGAUGGCGAAGUGCAUUGAGGAUGGGGAGCAGAGGGUUAGCGAUUUGGCGAAGUUGUUCUUCAACGAGCUGUCGACGAAGGACAACGCGAUCUAUAACAACUUGCCCGAUAUGAUCUCUCACCUAUCAUUCGGCCGCUUCGCGGUAUCCGAAGAAGUCUUCCAGAACACCAUGCGCUACAUCUUCACCUUUGUCGAGAAAGAGCGCCAAGCAGAGAGCAUCAUUGAGAAGCUCUGCCAGCACUUCAAGCUCGCGCCCGACGCCCGUCGAUGGCGCGAUAUCGCCUUCUGCCUCUCGCUUCUGCCCUUCCGCUCGGAGAAGAGCUUGAAGAAGCUUAUUGAGGGGUUGCCGCAUUAUAAGGAUAAGCUCCACGACGAGGGCGUUUAUUCGAGGUUUGUGGAGAUUUUGGCCAAGGCGAAGUUGGCGAAGAAGAAUGAGCAGGAGAUUACGGAUUUCGAGAAGAUCUUAGAUGAUAAUAAGCAGAAGGGUGAGGAGGGCCAGGAGUUCGAGAAGCAGGUUGAGAAGAAUAAGUCGAAGGCGAAGAAGCGGGCGACUACGAAGGAGAAGGCUGCGACCACUGCUCCGGCGAAGCGUGCUACCCGUACGCGGAAGAAGACAGCUGCAGCUGAUGAUGACGAUAUGUUCGAGGACAACUAG